Molecule: messenger RNA, 939 nt
Organism: Emys orbicularis (European pond turtle)
Lineage: Eukaryota; Metazoa; Chordata; Testudines; Emydidae
Product: zinc finger protein 436-like
Exons: 1
Coding region: 1-939 (312 amino acids)
Biological process (GO): regulation of transcription by RNA polymerase II
Cellular component (GO): nucleus
Molecular function (GO): RNA polymerase II cis-regulatory region sequence-specific DNA binding; DNA-binding transcription factor activity, RNA polymerase II-specific
Source: RefSeq, a predicted model, not a curated record
AUGGGGAAACCAAUAAUAUGUGAUGACUGUGGGAAGAGCUUCCGGCUGAGAUCAAACCUCAGACAGCAUCAAAGGAUUCACACUGGAGAGAAACCCUUUGGAUGUGCCGAGUGUGGGGAAAGUUUCCGGCAGCGCUCACAUCUUAUUCAGCAUAAGACAAAGCACACGGGGGAGAGACCCUAUGAAUGUACCGAGUGUGGGAAAAGCUUCAGUAUGAGUUCAAAACUCAUUCGGCAUCAGAUAAUCCACACAGGAGAAAAACCCUAUAAAUGUGGUGAGUGUGGCAAGAGCUUCAUUGGGAACUCACAGCUUAUCCUGCACCAGAGAGUCCACACGGGUGAGAGACCCUACGAAUGUGGUGACUGUGGGAAGAGCUUCAGUGUGAGCUCAGCUCUUACUCAACAUCAGAGAACGCACACUGGAGAGAAACCGUAUGAAUGUGCCGAGUGUGGGGAAAGCUUCCGGCAGCGCUCACACCUUAUUCAGCAUCAGAGAAUCCAUACGGGUGAGAGACCCUAUGAGUGUUCCAAGUGUAGGAAGAGCUUCAGUGUGAGCUCUGCCCUCAUUCAGCAUCAGAGAUUCCACACAGGGGAAAGACCUUAUGAAUGUGCUGAGUGUGGGAAAAGCUUCACAGUGAGCUCACACCUGAUUCAGCACCGGAGAGUCCACACAGGGGAAAAGCCCUACGAAUGUGCUAACUGUGGGAAAGGCUUCCUUUGGAGAUCAGCCCUUCUUCGACAUCAGAGAAUCCACACAGGACAGAAACCCUAUGAGUGUACCGAGUGUGGGGAAAGCUUCCGUCAGAGCGCACACCUUAUUCAGCAUCAGAGAAUCCACACUGGGGAGAGACCCUAUGAAUGUGCCGACUGUGGAAAGGGCUUCACUGUGAGCUCUGCCCUCAUUCGACAUCAGAGAAUCCACAUGGGAGGGAAACCCUAA